AUGAUUUUUUAUAUGCAAAAACGGUGUAAAUUCCCUGCUGUAAUAAAAUCUUUUACUCAAUUCUUUAUUGCUUUGUUUGCCUAUUUUGUUUGCCUUUCGAGAGUGAGAGACCACAAACACAGAUUAACUGAUGUUGUUGGUGGUGCUGCGACAGGGAUUGCAUUGGGGGCUUUCUUUGUGAGUUUUUUUUGAAAAAAUUAAGGGGAUAUAGACUGGAGAUCUGAAUUGAUGAUAUCAGUAAAGUCAAAUGGAUCGAAUUUUGGGCGCUUAUAAGAGGGCUUAUGGUAUUUAGGGGGUGGGCUUAUGGAGGGCUUAUGGAUAUUUAUGGCAUUUCU
This is a messenger RNA of Meloidogyne enterolobii, 335 nucleotides long. Lineage: Eukaryota; Metazoa; Nematoda; Chromadorea; Rhabditida; Meloidogynidae. The record is from the annotation of a GenBank genome assembly.